Octopus bimaculoides (California two-spot octopus) is the source of this 1074-nucleotide messenger RNA. RefSeq lists its product as uncharacterized. Gene Ontology annotation, molecular function: hydroxypyruvate reductase [NAD(P)H] activity; glyoxylate reductase (NADPH) activity; NAD binding. NCBI's taxonomy places the organism in Eukaryota, Metazoa, Mollusca, Cephalopoda, Octopoda, Octopodidae. Gene Ontology annotation, cellular component: cytosol. The record is from RefSeq and is a predicted model, not a curated record.
AUGGCUUUGGUAGUGAAUUUUUGUGAACAUCUUUAUGAAAAAUUGCCUGUUUUGAAGAGUUUCUUCUUCAAUGUUGUAUUCCGUAAUCAAAAUGUGGUGACUCUGAAAGAACUGGAGCAAAAUCCUUCACUCUGUGAGAAGGUUGUUGGCUUGUAUGUAAAUUCGAACCUAAAGAGAAACCAAGAAUUCUUUGAAUUCCUUGAAAAGUUAGUAAAUCUUAAAAUUAUUUGCUUCAUUGGCGCUGGUUUUGAUAGUGUUGACACUGAAUGGGCUAAAUCGCGUGGCAUUAGGAUUGGUCAUAGCAUCCAAGAUGGAGGAGCUGCUGCAAAUUUUGGUAUGGCACUAUUAUUGCGACUUACUGCUAAAAAGGACGCAGAAAUCAGAACGAAAAUUCUUGCAAGGCUGGAAAUGAACCAGAAAAUAACUCUCCAGAAACUCAGAAGAGUGCGAUAUGAUAUUAAAUGUAAGGCACGACACAGAAGAAAUCCAACGCAGAAAAAGAAAACCAGUCUGGAAAACAAAACCAAAAAAGCCCAGUCUGGAAGAGUCGGAAGACGAAUAAAAACACGAUAUGCAUCAGGAGGUGCUGAAUAUUUUCCGAAAACAUUGAAAAAAAAUUUGUUUCCACCAGAACUUAUGGCACAUGACGUCACAGGAAAUUCGAUUGGCAUAAUUGGAAUGGGAACCAUUGGCUACAAGCUGGCAAUCAGAGCUCAUGCUUUUGAAAUGAAGGUACUAUCCAAAGAAGAAGAAGCAAAAGUGGAUGCUCAGUUUUAUAGUAGCUUAAUGGACAUGUUACCAUUGUGUGAUUAUGUUGUGAUUACCUGUGCUUUAACACCACAAACAUAUCAUUUGAUUGGUCACAAGGAACUGGACGUAAUGAAGAAGACUGCAACUUUAAUCAAUAUUGCCAGAGCAGACCACAAGCUUCACAACUUCCCGAAUGUUAUCAUUACACCACACUGUGCUACAAACACAAAUGAGGCAGCAAAAGAAGUGUGCGACACAGCCUUCAAAAACAUGGAGCUAGGUCUCCGUGGCGAACCAAUGUUGUCUGAAGUGGUACUAGACUAG